UCCAGCUCUUUUCCCGCGAACUUCCACAGUGUGUGUAGCUGCAGCAGACUCAUAGUUACUCCAGAGCCAUUUACUGCUAACACCACCACAAUGCGUCCCAAGCGUCAGCAGGCCCCGCCCCCUUCAACGAGAAUGAACCUGAGGAGUUAUCGGAACUCGUCACUGGUCCCCAUGGAGACCUCUUCAUCUGAGGACAGCUGUGACAGCUUUGCUUCUGAUGGCUUUGCACCAAUGAAAAGACCUCUUAGACAGACGAGAAGCUCGGCUCGGCAGGAAAAACUCUUAGAAACUCCUGUGUCAGAAGAGGAAGGCUGCGGUGGUUUUGAGGAAAGUGACUUCAGUAAUGAGAUGAGCACCAUGAAAAUGGAUUCAGACUCCGAUUCAGAACCACCUAAAAAAUCUCGUCGCUCCUUCACUCUUCGCGUGGCCAUGAAGUUUCCUGCCAAAACUGUUACUCCUCCAAAGAAAUCCAAAGAAAGUCCCGAACCGGCUCCUAAACCCAAAGGCCCAGAAUUAGAUUCUGAAGAAGAGGACUUCAUUGCAAAGAGAGCACUAAAUAUUAAAGAAAACAAAGCUAUGCUGGCUAAACUAAUGGCAGAGUUAAAUAAAGUCCCUGGAAUAUUCCCUAAGAAGACACCUCUUGCUGCAGGCAAUACACCUACCCGUGUGCCCCGUCGUUCUAUAGGAACCCCUGGAACUCGCAGACAGAAUCCAGAACGUUUGUCAAGGAUUCACACACGUUCACGCUCACUGGUGGAUGGCCCUCCUACUCCUGAAGAAGACCCCGAGGACAAGUUCAGCCUGGUACGCAGGGCCAGACAAGACGAUGAUGAUGAUUAUGAACCGGAGCCACGUCGUCGGCGCACCUACAAUGGCGUACUUGCCAUCCCUCAUGUGGUAAGACCUGUGGAGGAGAUUACCCAGGCGGAGUUGGACAAUAUUUGCACUAAUGUCAGAGAGAAGGUCUACAAUCGUGCCACAGGUAGCACCUGUCACCAGUGUCGCCAGAAGACAGUCGACACCAAGACUAACUGUCGCAACCCUGAGUGUGUUGGAGUCAGGGGUCAGUUUUGUGGUCCCUGUUUGCGCAACCGUUAUGGAGAGGAAGUUCAUGAUGCACUUUUGGACUCGGAUUGGCGAUGCCCCCCUUGCAGAGGCAUUUGUAACUGCAGCUUCUGCCGGGCCAGAGAGGGGCGCUGUGCUACAGGUGUGCUAGUCUACCUGGCCAAAUACCAUGGCUAUGACAAUGCUCAUGCUUACCUGAACAGCCUAAGGAAGGAGCUGGAAGAGAGUGAGUGAAAAUGCUGAUUCUGAUGAUUUUAAAUCUGUUUCCUGUUUUCAUCUUUGUUCCGUUUGCUUAGAAUUUGGUUCAGGAUCAUUAUACGUAUUAUGCAAGUUUGUGCCUUAUGAGUAGGCAGUUGUUAAUGGACUGCCUGAGGUGUUCGUUUACAUUGUUUUAAAUGGAUCAUUGCUAAUCAUUGAUUGUAGAGACUGCUGUGUUAAAGAUUACUGUAAAUGUGCUUCUAAUAAGUUUCAGCUUUUAAACUGGUGGUGGUGGUUAAAAUUUCAUCGCUUCAACUGUAGCAGAGAAUUAUUUCAAUUGUUAAACCUAGCACAAUUUCUCAAACCAAUAAAAGCUUUUUAUUUUCUAUUUUUAA
This is a messenger RNA of Tachysurus vachellii, 1658 nucleotides long. RefSeq names its product cell division cycle associated 7a (gene cdca7a). Gene Ontology annotation, biological process: regulation of DNA-templated transcription. The record is from RefSeq and is a predicted model, not a curated record. The transcript is spliced from 10 exons. Bases 91 to 1299 code for a protein of 402 amino acids. Gene Ontology annotation, cellular component: nucleus. Lineage: Eukaryota; Metazoa; Chordata; Actinopteri; Siluriformes; Bagridae.